This is a messenger RNA of Gossypium arboreum, 955 nucleotides long. RefSeq lists its product as uncharacterized. The coding region runs from base 173 to 706 and encodes 177 amino acids. The transcript is spliced from 9 exons. The record is from RefSeq and is a predicted model, not a curated record. NCBI's taxonomy places the organism in Eukaryota, Viridiplantae, Streptophyta, Magnoliopsida, Malvales, Malvaceae.
CUCGUAGGGGUGGGGUGGAAUAUAACUGACCAGGCAAUAAGGCCUGUUGGUGGUUGUAAAGAAAAGGCCCGAACCCGGAUCUAGCCUUAGCUCCUCAAAAUAAGUAACUCAACUCAACGAUCGCGGUUCCCGUGCAAAGGGAAAAUUCGAGAACAUUGAACAAAGGCCAGAGAUGGCAGCUCCCAUGUUGUGGCUCCUUUCCAUCUUCUCCAUUUUGUCCAUCGCCGCUUGCAUCGAUGACAAGUGUGCCGCUUGCAAUGCCGUCGCGGCAGAGCUAGAGAUACAAUUAUCGAAGGAAAAACCCAGGAACCAUUUGGAUAUGAGACAUCGUUUGGACUCGAAAGGUCAACGCCAAGGAAAGGUUAUUGAUUACAGGAUGAGUGAGCUUAGAGCUGUUGAGCUAUUGGAUGGACUUUGUGAAAAGAUGCAAGAUUACACUCUUGAAAAGUUAGAUUCAUUUCGACGUGAGUGGAUCAAAGUGCAUAAUUGGGACAUCCUCACCAUUGAUAAGCAAGAAGCUAAGGCAUACUCAAAAGAUAUAUCCUCUUAUUGUGGACGGUUACUGGAGGAAACUGAAGAUGAGUUAACAGAAUUGAUAAAGAAAGGAUCCGUUAAGCAAGGAGAUGUAAGCAAAGUUCUAUGUGAGGAAUUGAGUGAGCACUGCAGCGGGGCAAGUGAUAGCGACUCCAAUAAUGAUGAACUAUAACUAUUGUGGUUCAGCUGGAGAAGAGAUAUUAUGGAAAAAAAGUUUCCAUGUUUGCUGCAGUAUUGAAAUGCGACUGUUUAAUUUAGACUUCUUUCUGUAACUUGAAACAAAAUUUUGCUCUAUGGACCAUAAUGAGACUUAUUUCCGUAACUUGAAACCAAGUUUCGCUCUUUGGACCAUGUUUUUGCUGUUUCCAACUUCUAAAUUCAAGUCACUUUCUUGCCUUGUUUUUGGUUCUUUGAAGUAAAA